Molecule: messenger RNA, 3100 nt
Organism: Pseudogymnoascus destructans
Lineage: Eukaryota; Fungi; Ascomycota; Leotiomycetes; Thelebolales; Thelebolaceae
Exons: 1
Coding region: 1-2631 (876 amino acids)
Source: RefSeq, a predicted model, not a curated record
AUGUAUCUCAAAGAUCAAUCUGACCCCUCUCUAGGAACUGCAGUAGCAACCUCCGCCGAAACCCAGACAAUGUCAAACCCUGGCCAACACGCCCAAGUCCAGCGGGCGCUGCCCACCAGCAAUGGGUCCAGGCCCAACACACCCCCAUCGUCCUCGAACACCGCGGCUAUCACAGAUGUCGCAACACAAAUGCGCUCCAUCAUCGAGAGCCUCGAGCGCCAGCCUCCGACGGCAGAAAAUAGAGCCCAAGCGGCGGCCAUGGCACGAAAUCUUGCGGAGCUGAGGGAGAAGAUGGAUGCUGCUGCUUCUGCUGCGCAGCCACGUCUCAGUGCUGACGCGCCAGAGUUCAAGCCAUCCCCAUCUCAAGAACGCGGUAGACAGGGUGCGCCAUCUGCUGGCAACGAACGUGAUGCAGCCGGAGGAGGUAAUCCUUUGAACAAGGGGGGAGUCGUACUGCCGACAUUCACGUUCACGAGCGAGUCGCCGGGCCCGCCACAACAGCAGUAUACGCAGGAGGAGGUGCGGACGCAGAUCGCUGCAAUCUUUGGCAGCUCGGCGCAGAACAAUGUUUCGCAGCUUCCGGUGGUGAAUGGGUCGGUAAUGGCAUCGUUUCAUGGGCAUAUGGAGCCGAUAACCAUAAACCCGGUGACUGGUAGGGCUCGGAUGCCCCUUUCGCACUUGACGGCUAUUUCGAAUAAUGCUCGGCGUCGUUCCCAAGAGCGAGCUGAGCGAGCGGCGGCGUCGCAGGCUCAGCUAGAUCAGAUAAUCCAGCAAAAUCAGGCCCAAGAGCAGCAAAUUCAACAAGCCCAGCAGCUUCAAGCACAGCAACUCCAACAAGCACAGCAACUCCAACAAGCACAGCAAGCUCAACAAGUUCAAGCUCAGCAAGCUCAAGCACAGCGACUCCAUCAAGCCCAGCAGGCUCAGCAAGCUCAAGCCCAAGCUCAACAAGCUCAACAAGCUCAAGCGGAGCAACUUCAACAAGCUCAAGCUGAGGCUCUACAAGCAUAUCAAGCCCGGCAAGCUCACCAAGGCCAGCAGCCUCCACAAUCCCUCCAGAUGCCCCAGCCCCAUCAUCAACCCCACCACUUCCAAGGCCAGCAACCUAGCAAUGGGCAAAUCUUCAGUCAAAUCCAGCAAAACUUGCAGUUCGCACCACAACAACCUCAGCAGCAGUUCCCAUUCGGCAUGAACGAUAUGUCUUACGGCCAAUCGAACCACUCCCACAUGCAUCCACAGCAGCAGAUGGGCAAUGAUUUUGCUUUCAACAACAUGCAAGAUUUCACCCAGGGGCCUCCUGUGGGUCCAUUCAUUCCCCAGAAUUACGAGAUGCCUAGCAUGGGCCAAUUCUCGACGCAACCAGUCACCCAGCAGCACCAGAACAUGCCCUUCAAUAACGUGAAUCCGUUGGCAGGGCAGGCAGAGACCCAAAAUGGAGUCUCAUUGACACACACGCCCGAUGUUCCGAUCCCCACUGGACCCAAUAACGAUAACGUCACCGCAGACCCGUCUAUGAUGACAAAGUUCAGAGAUACUCCACCUCAGACUCACUCCAAGCCUGCCGUAGACGGAUUAUCAGACGACAUGGCAGGCUACUUCCCCAGCGCAUACGAGCUGACUGGGAAGUGGAACACGCUGCCGGCGAUCAUGCGUACGCCUCCACAAAUGCAGCAGCAGCAAAACGGCAGGGACAAGACGCGGAACGGCGAUGAUCCGGACAACGGAGGGCCGGGAGCGAGCAAUGGCGCUACCGGUGGUGUGAAUGGUAAUGGAAAUGGGAAUGGCAGCAUGUCUCUACCAACUGCGAACAGUCCGAGACAUUGCGCCAACGGCAAUGCCAAUGGUAAUGGAAAUUGGAAUGGCAGCAAGCCUCUGCCAACUGCGAAGCGUACUUCCCACCAGAAUGGCAAAACCCAUAGCCGUGGACCUAGCCAAGAUAACUCAACAACCCACAAGAACGGCAACACCCGCCCCCAAAGCGCAUCACACACGUGGCGCUCGCAUACGCACACAAUCUCAGGAGACUUCACAACCUUGAGGCGUAAUGCGGGACACCUUGAUUUCCUAGGUUCCCCGGCCUUCCCAGUAUCCGCAUCCGAAUAUGCUCGUCUGCGGGCUGAUACGCUUGCGGAGAAACAAGCGCGCCUCACUGCGCAGCUGGGCGAGAUGAUGAAGGCAAAAAAAGAGGGGCAGCGAGUUGGGGAGGCAAUGAGGGGAAAGGCGUUAUAUGGUUAUUCGGCGGUGUUGGCGGAGAAGGAGGAUGUGUGGAACGUCAAUGGUAGCAGUGGAGCCGGCUAUCCAAGCGUUGCAGAGAUGAAGAGAGAGCAUGCGCUGGUGGGUUCUGAAACAGGGUCGUCUCCAGGCCUUUUUUUCCCGAAGCCAAAGGGGAUGGUGGCCAGUGUCAAGCAAGGAUAUAUUGGGGUGAGCGAGCCAGAUCUGGCCUUGGCAAACACGCCUCGUGAGGACUGGAGUGUAAAUAGUGUCGAAAAGGCGAGGGCUUGGGAGAAUGAGCUGGCCUGGGAUGAGAUUGUGGCAAAGGCGAGCAAGGAGGCUGCGCAGAAGGUCAACCAGAUCCCAAAGAAUGAUUCAGAGUGGCUUGUCGGACGAGGGUUGCUUGAUCGGUUGGUUUGAGGCGGGCUAUCCUGCGAUGGUCUUCUCUCUUGUUGAUUACGCAGACCAUGGCGGAUUAUGCCAUGGGGGCUUCAUAUUAGGCAUCUAGCGAGGCGUUUUUUUCCUGGUGGUGUUCCAGAGCGUCGAUAUCCCUCUCGAGUAUUUGCGUAUCUUUUUCGAUAUUUUUCGGCCGGGAGGCAUGUUGUUUGUUAUUUUUCUUUCACAUAGUAGCGUCUCUGAGCCUUGCUAGGGAUGUUUAGAUAGUACUUUGCUCACUAAUGAGAAUGAUUUUCCCAAAUCCCAAAGCAGCCAUUCGAGAGACCAAGUACGUAAUACUGUGGUGUGCUGCCAAACGCGAGCAUACGAAAUCGUCGAUGGCGCUCGAUGAGAUGCGGGCAAGAGGGGAGAAAUAACGCCUUAUGAAGAUGAGGGGAAUGAGGGGGAUAGCGGGGUUGAAAGUAUGGUAUAUGGUAUGGUGUAUGGUAUGACA